ACUAGUGUCGCUCGAAAAAUAUCGAAGACUGACAUUGAAUCCUACAUAACCUGUCAAAAAUAAAUAUUAUUCUCAAAGGAAGAGGAGUAUUCUCUUAUCUUCGAUAAGGAUAUGGCAAACGGUAAUCACUGCAUGUACUUUGUCAAACGGAAGAAACGUUUCUGCCGCAUGACAGUUGGCGAAGGUAAGGAUUACUGCGGCGAGCAUCGGCAGGACAUCGCUGAUCCUGAGGACUCCGGUGACAGGAGGGUCAAGUGUCCCCUGGAUCCCACGCACACGUGUUAUCAGUCGAAGCUGAGGAAACAUCUGAAUGUGUGCAACGCCAAGCGGGAGCUGGACGUGCAACCUACAUUCAUCGUCAAGGGAGUCAACUUGGACGAGGAAGUCAUAGUGGCGUCACCUCAUGUGCCAUUGUCGCAGCUUGAUGGGUCUGUGUUGGAAGCGGUGAUAAGAAAGAUCCACUCUGCCUAUGACAAGUUACCAGACAUUUCUCAAGCAAUACUGCAGCAUGACGUGCUGAAGAGCAAAUUGAGGGAUGAGACCUGCGGCAGCAAUGUUAGGAAACAUUUGCUGCAGAAUGCAUCUCUACUUGGACAUUUGGAACAAGCUGGUCUUGUGCAUGAUGACACUUGUUUUAUUGAAUUUGGGGCAGGAAAAGCUUUAUUAACAUACUGGUUGGGGCAGAUCAUAAAAGACAAAUCGAAUUCUUGCGUCUUGGUGGUCGACCGUUCGAGUCAUCGGCACAAGAACGACAACAAACUUAGGAAAGAGGACAAUCGCCUCGUGAUAAAGAGGAUACGCGCCGAUAUCGCCGAUCUGCGACUGAACCAGGUCCUGGAGAUCCAGCCGAUCAAGUACAAAGUCGGGAUAGCGAAACAUCUGUGCGGCACAGCCACGGACCUGGCGAUACGUUGCUUGACAAAAUCGAUGAACAACGAGCCUAAGGUCGACGUUCGCGGCUUGGUUCUCGCAUUUUGCUGCCACCACAAGUGCGAGUAUUCGUCUUACGUGGGCAGAGAAUACCUGCGACAAUGCGACUUCACCGCAAAUGACUUCUCAGUUUUAUGCAGCAUAGUUAGUUGGGCGACCUGCGGUUGUCGUUUAAAAGGCAAACCGCAACUCGACAACGUCGACUGGUCCCAAAAAUUGGACGAACGCGAACUUAUCGGACGCAAGGCUAAAACCCUGUUGAAUUGGGGUCGCUUGUUUUUCCUCCAAAGCAUUGGAUUUAAGACCGAGCUGUUUUAUUACACCUCUACCGACGUUUCCCUGGAAAACAUGUGUAUUGUGGCUACAAGAGACUUGACAUGAUGGCAAUAUUUAACCGAGUGUUAACGUUGUGACAUGUCCAUUCUAGACGAGCGCGACGAUUACCUGAAGAAUCCGUAC
Molecule: messenger RNA, 1389 nt
Organism: Nylanderia fulva
Lineage: Eukaryota; Metazoa; Arthropoda; Insecta; Hymenoptera; Formicidae
Product: tRNA:m(4)X modification enzyme TRM13 homolog
Biological process (GO): tRNA methylation
Source: RefSeq, a predicted model, not a curated record